AUGUCGGCCGCCACGAUGCGGUCGCCCACGACGACCACGGCGCCCCUCCCCCUCGGCCUGCAGCGCUACCACGUCCUCUUCCUCGGCUACUUUACCGCCAUCGUCGUCCUCGGCACCGUCUACUCGAUCCUCACCGGCUCACACCACGCAAACCUGCACACCACCAUCGCAAACGCCUCCCUCGCCGCCGCCGGCGCCUCCCCGCUUUCGCACACCGACUCAACCACCCGCCUCCCGCCCCUGCCGCCCACCCUCGUCCCGCCAGGCCACGCGCUCGCCUACUGGGCCAACCGCAAAAACAUCUUCAACCAGCUCUUUGUCAAGCGCGCCUGGUUCUGGACCACGCUCGCGUCGGCCCUCGUCACCAUCGUCAUCAGGACCCGCCCCGGCGCCAGGAUCGUCGGUGACAGCCUCGGCGUCGACGUAGACCAGAGGGGAAACCUCAAGAUCAACGACCCUCGCUCCCAGAACAGGCUCGAUGCACAGUCAAAGACCACUGUCACCAGCCCCGUAGCCAAGAGCACGUUGCGAUGGCUCAUGGCUACCGGAUACUGGCGUGACCUCUUCACCAGCUGGUUCUUCGGCCCGCCGCUCACCGAGCGCAUCCUGACGGCCACGGGCGGCGUGUGCAUCCCCUCGGCGGGGCUAUCCGGCGAGGUCGACGCCGCAUACUGCCGCAGCCGCUCCACCAUCACCUCGACGAGCCACCCGGAUCUCUUUUCCAAGCUCUCGCUCGCCUCGUCCUCGUCGUCGUCCUCGUCGCUGCCCGGCGGCGAUGCGGCAAUGGCGCUCAAGCCCCUCUGGCGCGGGGGCCACGACAUUUCGGGCCACACGUUCCUCAUGGUCCUCUCUGCCCUCUUCCUGCUCGAGGAAAUCGCUCCCUUCCUCCCGCACCUCGUUCCGCGCGGCGUGGCGGACCUUUUCCCGCGGUCCGGAUGGAGCAUCUCGAACCCGUUCGUCGUCCGCGUCGGACCCGUCGGGUCCAGCAGAAAGGCCGGCGCCGGCCAGGAGCAGGAACAGCACGGUCGCAGGCAGAUCGACACGGCACCGACGGCCGUGCUCGCAUUCGUCCUCGCCAUCGUCGCGCUCUGGAGCUGGAUGCUCCUCAUGACCGCCGUCUACUUCCACACGCCCCAGGAAAAGAUUACCGGCCUCGUCGUCGCCAUCGGCUGCUGGCUCCUGCUGCCCAAGGGCGGUUGA
Messenger RNA from Pseudozyma flocculosa PF-1, 1200 nucleotides. RefSeq lists its product as uncharacterized. Lineage: Eukaryota; Fungi; Basidiomycota; Ustilaginomycetes; Ustilaginales; Ustilaginaceae. The coding region runs from base 1 to 1200 and encodes 399 amino acids. The transcript is spliced from 2 exons. Gene Ontology annotation, biological process: lipid storage; lipid droplet organization; phospholipid biosynthetic process. Gene Ontology annotation, cellular component: endoplasmic reticulum membrane. The record is from RefSeq and is a predicted model, not a curated record.